AUGGGUUCUGAGCGUGAGGACAAUGUGUAUCGCGCCAAGCUCGCGGAGCAGGCUGAGCGCUAUGACGAAAUGGUGGAAGCCAUUGAAGAUGUUGCUAAGAUGACCGAUGGAGCUGAGCUUUCCGUUGAAGAGCGUAAUCUUCUCUCCGUCGCUUUCAAGAACGUCGUCGGUGCUCGUCGUGCAGCAUGGCGCAUCGUGUCGUCGAUCGAGCAGAAGGAGGAGAGCCGGGGACAUGAAGACCGCGUAGCCGUCAUUAAGGAGUACCGCGCUAAGAUUGAGAAGGAGCUCGACGAGGUUUGCGGACGUAUUUUGUCUCUUCUGGACACCACUCUUAUCCCGGCUGCAAAGACUGCUGAGUCGAAGGUUUUCUAUCUGAAAAUGAAGGGCGACUACCACCGUUACCUCGCUGAGUUCAAGACUGGCGCUGAUAGAAAGGAUGCUGCUGAGGCAACACUGGCUGCUUACAAGGCAGCUCAGGACAUUGCCAAUGCUGACCUCGCUUCCACUCACCCGAUCCGUCUUGGUCUUGCUCUCAACUUCUCCGUCUUCUACUACGAGAUUUUGAACUCUCCCGAGCGCGCUUGCACCCUUGCCAAGCAGGCGUUCGACGAGGCUAUUGCUGAACUCGAUACAUUGGGGGAGGACUCGUACAAGGAUAGCACGCUGAUCAUGCAGCUGCUGCGGGACAACCUUACACUCUGGACUUCUGACAUGCAGGACGAGGCUACCGAAGAGAAGGCAGAUGCUUGA
This is a messenger RNA of Closterium sp. Naga37s-1, 750 nucleotides long. NCBI's taxonomy places the organism in Eukaryota, Viridiplantae, Streptophyta, Zygnematophyceae, Desmidiales, Closteriaceae. The record is from the annotation of a GenBank genome assembly.